AUUAAUUAAAAUAAUAAUAAUAAUAAUGAGUUAGGGCCGAAAGCCAACCUAUAAAGCUUUCGAAGAAAAUGUGAUUUGAUGGUUGCUGCUUCUGUCCAUCAAUGACGAUUUCCGGUCGUAGUAGGGAUGCUUGUCCUCCUAUGAUUAAGAAUCUCCUCCUUCUGGACUCUGAAGGAAGGCGUGUGGCGGUUAAGUAUUAUACAGAUGAAUGGCCUACUAAUGGUGCAAAGUUAGCUUUCGAAAGGUCCGUCUUUACUAAGACACACAAGACUAAUGCAAGGACUGAAGCUGAAAUAGUGAUGUUUGAGAAUAAUGUUGUGGUGUAUAAGUUCAUACAAGACUUGCAUUUCUUUGUAACCGGAGGUGAUUACGAAAAUGAAUUGGCUUUGGCCGCAGUCCUGCAGGGUUUUUCUGAUGCGGUUACCCUUCUCCUUAGGGGUAAUGUUGAUCAACGCGAGGCGCUUGAAAACUUAGAUACCAUCUUUUUAUGCCUUGAUGAGAUUGUCGAUGCAGGGAUGAUUCUUGAAACAGAUGGUAAUAUGAUUGCUGGAAAAGUAGCUACACAUAACUUGGAUGAUGGGGCUCCAUUGUCUGAACAGACGAUUACUCAAGCCUUAGCAACUGCUCGCGAACAUUUGACCAGAUCGCUUCUCAGAUAAGACAUAAGACGUGUUUUUUUUCUUUUCUUAUUUCCAUAUCUUUUGUUUCAGAAAGGAUUGGCGGCGCAGCUUGU
Messenger RNA from Helianthus annuus (common sunflower), 733 nucleotides. Its product is annotated as coatomer subunit zeta-1. Gene Ontology annotation, biological process: intra-Golgi vesicle-mediated transport; intracellular protein transport; retrograde vesicle-mediated transport, Golgi to endoplasmic reticulum. The record is from RefSeq and is a predicted model, not a curated record. Gene Ontology annotation, cellular component: COPI vesicle coat. The transcript has 6 exons. Bases 102 to 659 code for a protein of 185 amino acids. NCBI's taxonomy places the organism in Eukaryota, Viridiplantae, Streptophyta, Magnoliopsida, Asterales, Asteraceae.